Messenger RNA from Argentina anserina (silverweed cinquefoil), 892 nucleotides. RefSeq lists its product as uncharacterized. The record is from RefSeq and is a predicted model, not a curated record. The transcript has 2 exons. Bases 52 to 834 code for a protein of 260 amino acids. Lineage: Eukaryota; Viridiplantae; Streptophyta; Magnoliopsida; Rosales; Rosaceae.
ACAAAGCCAAAACAGGAUGAAUUGGAAUCCCUUUCUUCCUGAAUAUUCAGCAUGGCAACCCAAAUGGAACCAUCAAGAUAUUCGAUUAACAUUCUUCAAAUGUUUAAAAUGGCAGGAAGAGGGCAAAGUUGUGUUCAGUCGAAAAGAUACUUGCUUCCUUCUGGUCCGAUCGCUCUCCCACUGAUCAUCUUGGCCCUAGCCAAGGGCCACCGUAUCAAUACCUCGUUCCCUCUCUCAACUACCGGUCCGGCCAUCCUCCAACUGGUUUUGAUUUCAGCUCUAACCUUCACCAACGGAGGAGACAGCGACAUCCAGUAUGUGUUUUUCAAGGCGUCGACCAUCUCCGGAAUUUUGCAUGCGAGUAUGUACCUGGAUGCUGUUAUCUUGCCUUACUACACUGGUCUUGAUGCUCUGGUGAAAUCAACUUUCUCGGGUGAGUGCCCAUCUUGUGUGUGUCGAAAUGAAGAUUUAGUGGUGGGAGGAAGACUGGUUUCCUACACAGGAUGGUCUUUCACCAGUUUUCUGGUUGUGGGUACUCUAUGCUGGAGGGUUGUAUGCAGGCUCUAUGGAAGAAAAUUAGGAAAGUUCACACUGGUAAGGCCUUUGCUGGAGAGUUCAAGUUGGAUCCUGAUAACCAUUGAUUGUGUUUACCUCUCGACAAUUUCGCCACCCGAGAAACUAAUGUUGCCAGUUGCUGCUUUCGGAGGCAUACUUGUUUUGAUUUGCCUUUGUGUAACUAGAGAAUUAUGCACUAGUAUCACACAUCUACAUUUUGUGUAUAAAUAUAGGACAGCAGACAUUUGCAACAGAGGCAAGGUAGAAAUGACAAAUUGAUUGAACAUAUUUUCAUAAACAAUGAACAAUAAUCAUAUGAAGAUUAUAUCGAUAGUAA